AUGCAGGGUUACUCAUUCGCCCCUCCGUUGGGGCCUCCUCGAGAAGGCCAAAAAAACUAUGUGUUUGUUGAUGAACAUAACCGACACAAGAGACUGAAGGUGAUGCGAGCAUGCAAUGGCUGCCGGAAGCGAAAAAUCAAGUGUGAUGCUGCGACCACAAAUACAUGGCCCUGCUCGGCAUGCACGCGUCUGAAACUCGUCUGCGUCCCUCCCACUAUCGGCCAGGACGGUGAAUUCCUUGACGGUCCUGGUGGAGAGCCUGUCGAUAUGGGAGGCCCUUCCAGCGCCCCCGAAGCCUCUCAUCAUUCAUUCCCGGUACCUCCGACGUAUAGAGAUGGCAAUCAGCCGACGAUGACACCCUUAUCUUCUUAUGACUCAAUGGGCAUGUAUUCGCAAUUUGUUCAAGCACCGCCAAAUCAGCCCGCGAUGUAUAAUGACAUGCGGUCUUCUCCAAUGGUCAUGUCACACCAACCCUAUCAGCAACAACAUCAACCCCAAUUGUAUCCGGGGGCGCAGCACCCUUCGCUUGGUGCCGCGGACCGAGGAGUGUACGCUGAGAGCGAGCCAUCCACAGCCGAGAACCUGAGUGAUGUUCUUGGAGAAUUGAAGAUUGAUGAAACUGGAAUUGCUCCAUAUAUAAGGAGACAAAGAGCAGAUCGCGCCGAGCCCGAUGUACCGGUUCAAGAUGACGUAGAAGAAAAACUCCCGCCUCUCAGCACUGGCGCUGGCGCGUUGAUCCGAAUCCCACCCGAACUUAUGCCCGACGAAGACGACGUGAUGAACUACUUCAAAAUUUAUUUCGAUGAGAUCCAUCCGUACCUGCCCGUCAUACCACGUGCGCAUCUGUAUUAUCAAUGGCAGAAUGACCGUCGCUCCAUCUCUCCCCUCCUACUGGAAGCUUUGUUCGCAUGUGCAGGACGACUGUCUGAUGAGCCGGCCGAAGGUGCCCAAUGGCUUGCUUUGGCAAAUAGGCACGAAACCAAUUUCAUGGAUGUUCCGCGCUUAAGCACGAUCCAGGCACUGCUACUCUUAUUGAAAGCACGGGAGUCAUUGCCCAAGAAGGGCUAUUACUACCGGUCCUGGCAAACCGUCAAAACAAUCGUAUCGAUGGCCAAAGAUUUAGACAUACAUGAACAUUACAGCACUCACGCCGAAGGUAGACCCUGUGACCUGAGUCCGAUUGAAUGCCUGGUCCAUACUCGGGUUUGGCAGGCUAUCUUGGUAGUCGAGGUCAUGAUUGGUGCUCCUCAAGGUCGCUCGGACUACGGCGUUGACAUCGAAACUGUGGACAUGCGCCCUACCCUGGACAUCAGGGGCCUUGAUGCAUAUGAAUCGGAUCGUUCCAGGCAAUAUGCAUAUUUUGUUCGCAACGCGCGCCAUAUUCGAAUCAUCACAGACAUAUAUCACAAAAUCAAAAAGCAGAAAGACUGGGGAGCCAAUCCCCAGUUUGCGCAGAAGAAUCCGCUAUUUGCAGAUUGGCUUCGCAGCUUGCCGCCCGAUCUUCAGGUCAAUUACCCAACCGAUGGCUCUCCGCCAUGGAUUCCGUCUCACUUUGUAGGCAAUAUGCAUUCUCAUUGCCACUUGGCCAUUAUCUUGUUGCAUCGCCCGCAACUCGUGGCCUCCCAGUCCUUUGCGGCUGGGGGUGACUGGAAAAUACACUUUUCCCUGUGUUAUUCCUCAGCAAAAAGUAUCUGCCGUCUGCAGGAAGCCAUUCUUGAACGAUUCGGCCUUUCUGGCCUUCUUUAUAUGCAGCGUGGAAUCAACUUUGCCAUCUACUGUAUUCUCACUUGCACCAUGUUACACUUGAUUGCUAUCACAUCUCCAGAUCCCGAAUUCAACUCCGACGCGCGAGAGUUCUUCACGCGGCACAUGCGCAUACUGGAACGCUGCUCAACCGCCUGGCCUAUGCCGGAGAUCCAGGCCCAAAUCGACUCACUAAGGCUCGCAUUUUCCGCAGACACCCAUCGACCAUUUGAAUUGAAGCCAAGUUUUCCAUACGGAAGCCCGUCGGAGCCAUAUCAGCCCAGUCCUCCCAUGGACGCGCACUAUCAUCCGCAUCUAGGCAAUGUCCAAUCCAGAGUGGGUCUCAACGCACAUCCAAUCACCCCUCCGAUUUCCGCUGGUGCUGAAGACUCCAAGUCCGACACUUCCUCUCAGUUGCAGUCCUUAGGAAUGGUUCCUCAUCAACCGCCCACAACGCAUCCCCUUGACGCUCCCCUGGUGGACGAAAAUAGUUGGGACCCUACGCGCAUUAUCAAUCAAUGGGACAUGGCCUUCUCCGUCAACCCAUCAACCGUCAGCACAAACUCACCCCCCAAUGCCAAUGAACACCCCCCAACCACAACCAAUCGGAAACAUGGUGAAUCAACAUCAACAUCAGCAAUAUCCCAUGCAUCCGUCUCCGUUUCUCCUCCGCAAUUCCAGGCCCCGCCUGUCGUCUUUAGCGCCAGGGACUGGCAACAAAGUGUGGCCAGUGUAUUCGAUCCUCAGGGAUUGAAAAGGCGGUGGAAUUACUCUGUUGAUAUGAAUGCCGAUAAUAAUAUGGCUAAACGACAAAGAGGAUGA
Penicillium cosmopolitanum is the source of this 2565-nucleotide messenger RNA. Its product is annotated as Zn(II)2Cys6 transcription factor. Bases 1 to 2565 code for a protein of 854 amino acids. NCBI's taxonomy places the organism in Eukaryota, Fungi, Ascomycota, Eurotiomycetes, Eurotiales, Aspergillaceae. The record is from RefSeq and is a predicted model, not a curated record. Gene Ontology annotation, biological process: DNA-templated transcription; regulation of DNA-templated transcription. The transcript is spliced from 9 exons. Gene Ontology annotation, molecular function: zinc ion binding; DNA-binding transcription factor activity, RNA polymerase II-specific; DNA binding.